This is a messenger RNA of Botrytis fragariae, 651 nucleotides long. RefSeq names its product putative mfs multidrug transporter protein. The coding region runs from base 1 to 651 and encodes 216 amino acids. The record is from RefSeq and is a predicted model, not a curated record. Gene Ontology annotation, biological process: transmembrane transport. The transcript has 3 exons. Gene Ontology annotation, molecular function: transmembrane transporter activity. NCBI's taxonomy places the organism in Eukaryota, Fungi, Ascomycota, Leotiomycetes, Helotiales, Sclerotiniaceae.
AUGCUGUGGUCUCUAAAAUUAACGGCAAUGCCUGGAAUCAGGUUUUCGAAAGCUAGUGCUCGUUCAGCACCUACAUCACGUGUGAGGUACCAAGAACCACGAAGAUUUACUCAGGGGUACAUAGUGGCCGAAGUGACGGAAGUCACAACCAAUCAUGUUGAUGGUGCACUGCAAGAAACAAUUCUCAAAAAUAUCGACGAAGCUAUUAUCGAAGGAAAACCCAAAAAGUUACUAUCUUUCAAGCUUGCUUUUACAGGUCUCGCUGCCAGUAUGUUUGUUUUCCAAAUAGAUGCAACGUCUCUUGGAAUUGCCCUCCCAAUUGUAGCGGAAGAAUUGCAUGGCGAAAGUUUGCAGAGCUUCUGGGCCAACAUGUCCUAUACUCUGUGUGGUCUCAUCAUGCAACCACCUUGGGCCAGUAUGUUAGAUGUCUUCGGUCGAAAGACAUCUUUCUAUAUAUGCAUUGUAUUCUUUUUCAUCAGCUCAAUCGUUUUUGCGCUUGCAAAAGACAUGAAUGCCAUUAUCGUCGGUCGAGUGCUUCAAGGAUUUGGCGGAGGAGGAAUCGACGUGCUUGUAGAAAUUAUACUUUCGGAUAUUACAAUAUUGAAAGAACGUUCAUUCUAUCUUGGAUUAAUGGCAAUUCCAAUGCCGUAG